This is a messenger RNA of Medioppia subpectinata, 681 nucleotides long. Lineage: Eukaryota; Metazoa; Arthropoda; Arachnida; Sarcoptiformes; Oppiidae. The record is from the annotation of a GenBank genome assembly.
AUGUUAAGUGAUGAUCACAAUAAUGAUGAAUACAAAGGUUGGCAGUCAGUGAUCGACGCCUCGGAUAUACUUAAAAAUGAUCCGAAAGUUAGAUUUAUUUCGAGGAUUGUGUCAUCAGUUAAUGUGAGCGCUGAGUGUCGGGAAAGUGUUAGAAAUACAUUGCAGUCAUUUGAAGGGUUGGAGGACUGGGCCUUUCAAAUGCUUAACUCUUGGGGCGAUUUCCCACCAAAAGGUGUUAUGGAGGGCACGAUCACCGACUUCGGCGACUAUGACCAGUGUCUGUCGAUUGAACCCAAUUUAUCGAUUGGUCGCUCUCAAUAUUGUUUGGUCGACCUGGAAGUGCCCAUGCCCAAACCAUUGGUGUCCGAAAAUAUUAAUUAUUUUGAUAUCAUUGAUGUUUUGCCUAAAAGUGUUAAUAAGAGUUCAAACAAUAUAUUCGUUAAGCUGUCUCGAGACGCCUCUUAUUUCUACUUCUUCUUCUUGAGGACCGGUAUCUGUACUCCCGAUAAAUGUACUAAACAUGACAUCAAACUCAUGGUUCAUAAAAGUUUUCUAAAUACUGGCUUAAAGCUAAGAAACAUAUCGUGUGAAGUGAAAACACCGAACAAACUUAAUUGGGUUCAAAUAUUGGCAAUAAAUUCCUUCGGAUCUCUAUUCUACUCAUCCAUACCUUUCUAUUGA